Messenger RNA from Centruroides sculpturatus (bark scorpion), 653 nucleotides. Its product is annotated as trihelix transcription factor GTL1-like. The transcript is spliced from 5 exons. Bases 177 to 653 code for a protein of 158 amino acids. The record is from RefSeq and is a predicted model, not a curated record. NCBI's taxonomy places the organism in Eukaryota, Metazoa, Arthropoda, Arachnida, Scorpiones, Buthidae.
UUACGGGACAUUCGAAUUUUCAACGCUGACUCAGCGCUCGUUAAAAUUCGUUCCUUUUUUCAACGUUGAGGUAGCGCUGUUGUCAGCGCUGACUCAUCACACUCAGCACUCAACAGAUAUGCUGACUGCUACUUUACAAUGAAUUGUGGGUAAUUGGAACGACAUUUGAACGAAAAAUGGCGACCAUGAAGGAGAUGCACGUUACUGUGGAUGGCAAAAGAUAUCAUUUUGUGGUAGAUGAAAAAACUGGAAAAAUGAUGACAGAAGAUCACAAUUAUUUACUGGCAUGUAUAAACAAACUUCGAUGUGAGAAUGAGAAGAGUUCAUCUACAGAACAAUCAUCAUCUGAAAGAUCAGAAACAAAUGUACAGUCUGUACAACUUUCAGAAACAGAAAAAAUUGCUAAUGAAUGGACUCGCCAAGCAACUGUUCUUCUAAUAAAUACAAGAAUAGAAAUGGAAGAAGAAUUCCUCAAGCCAAUACAGAAAUCCAAAUUAUGGCAAAGGAUUUCUGACUCUUUGAAAAAAAAUGGGUACACAUUUCACGCCACAGAAUGCCAUUCUAAGUGGCGAAAUUUAAUGUGUACCUAUAGAAAAAAUGUAGACAGAACAAAAGAGUCUGGUGGGGGUACCACCAAAUGUGGAUCCCCUUAG